This is a messenger RNA of Purpureocillium lilacinum, 1059 nucleotides long. RefSeq lists its product as uncharacterized. Lineage: Eukaryota; Fungi; Ascomycota; Sordariomycetes; Hypocreales; Ophiocordycipitaceae. Gene Ontology annotation, molecular function: NAD binding; oxidoreductase activity, acting on the CH-OH group of donors, NAD or NADP as acceptor. The record is from RefSeq and is a predicted model, not a curated record.
AUGGCCCUCAAGAUUGCCGUCCUCGACGACUACCAGGGCUGCGCCAAGCAGUUCUACGACAAGCUCGACGGCUCCAAGUACGCCGUGUCAUACUUCCCCGACACACUGCUGCCGUACAACGUCGCACCGCGCGAGGUCCAGGAUGAGCUCGUGCAGCGCCUCGAGCCCUUUGACGUCAUCUCCUGCAUGAGGGAACGUACGCCCUUCCCCGCCGCGCUCCUCCAGCGCCUCCCCAACCUCAAGCUGCUCCUCACCACGGGCGUGCGCAACAAGGCCAUCGACCUGCCCUCGUGCGCCGCGCGCCGCAUCCCCGUCGCCGGCGCCACCGACACGCACGCCGGCCCCGCCGACAGCACCACCGAGCACGCCGUCGCCAUGAUCCUCGGCGUCGCGCGCGGCCUCGCCAGCAACGACGCCAACGUCAAGGCCGGCCUGUGGCAGACGGGCUUCGCCACGGGCCUCGCGGGCGGCACCCUCGGCGUGCUGGGGCUGGGCCGCCUCGGCGCCGCUGUCGCCCGCGCCAUGCACCUCGCCCUCGGGAUGAAGGUCAUUGCGUGGAGCACUAACCUCACGCAGGAGGCUGCGGACGAGCAGGCGCGGCAUGCGGGUCUGCCUGUCGAGGGGCCCGACGGCGAGAAGACGUUCCGCGCCGUGAGCCGCGAGGAGCUCUUCUCCAUGGCUGAUGUCGUGAGCGUGCACCUCGUGCUGUCGGACCGGACGCGCGGCAUCGUCAAUGCGCAGGAUCUAGGCAGGAUGAAGCCCUCGGCCUUCUUUGUCAACACGUCGCGCGGGCCGCUCGUCGUGGAGCGCGACCUGCUGGAUGUGCUCAAGGCGGGCAAGAUCCGCGGCGCCGCUCUCGAUGUCUUUGACCUGGAGCCGCUGCCGAGGGACAGCGAGUGGCGCAGCGCGGAAUGGGGCAAGAACGGGAGGAGCGAGGUCUUGAUUGCGCCGCACAUGGGCUAUGUCGAGGAGAGGUCCAUCAGCGGCUUCUACAGGAAGCAGGUCGCCAACCUGGAGCGCUGGGUGGCGGGGGAGCCUCUAGAGACACUGCUCGCCUGA